AUGGCAGCCACAAAUGUCUAUGUGUCUAUGUAUCUCUGUGUCUACGUGUCUACGUGUCCAUGGGGCCGGUGUAUGGGCAGCGAGUGUGGCCCAGGGGGCAGCCAGAGCCGGGCAGUGUGGUGCGCCCACUCUGAAGGCUGGACUACCCUUCACACCAACUGUGAACAGGCCGAGCGCCCAGAGAACCAGCAGAGCUGCUUCCACGUUUGUGACUGGCACAAGGACCUGUAUGACUGGCAGCUGGGUGCCUGGAAUCAGUGCGUGCCUGUGUCUAUGCGUAGCACCGGGGUGAUCCAGCGGCCAGCCGUGUGUCUCCACGGCGAGGAGGGCAUCCAGACACGCGAGGUGGGCUGCGUCCAGAAAGCGGAUGGCGUGCCAGCGGAGGAUGUGGCAAUUUGUGAAUACUUUGAGCCCAAGCCCAGGCUGGAGCAGGCCUGUCUGAUCCCAUGCCCACGGGACUGCGUGGUCUCCCAGUUCACCCCAUGGACUUCCUGUUCAAAAACGUGUGGCACAGGUCUUCAGAAUCGUGUCCGUUUUGUCCUGGCGCCGCCCAUGUUCGGGGGUUCGGCCUGCCCUAACCUGACAGAGUUCCAGACUUGUCAGCCAGGUCCCUGCGUGGGACCAGAGAGCCUCUAUAGUCUAAGGGUGGGAUCCUGGGGUCCCUGCUCUAUACCCCUCCCUCAGGCCAAAGAGGGCAGCGUGGUGCCCACCCCACGCCAGCCUCGUCUGAGUAAAGAAGAAAGGAUGAAAAGAAAGGAAGAAAGAAAGGAGGGAAGAAAAGGCAGACAGGCAGCCAAAGAAGGGCGCAGGAAAAACAAGGAAACAGUCAAGGAGCGGGUGAGAGAGCUGGCGAGGGUGAGGGGGAGGGUGAAAGACCCAGAGACCAAGGAGCUGAUCAAAAAUAAGAGGAACAGGAACAGACAGAACCGACAGGGAGGGAAGUUCUGGGACCUGCAGGUUGGAUACCAGACCCGGGAGGUGACCUGUGUUCACAGGAGCGGCAACGCUGAUGCACUCAGCCUGUGUUCUCAGGAGUCCCUACCAGUGACCUACCAGGCCUGCGUCCUGACCAAGGACUGUGAGGUGAGCGACUGGACCGAUUGGUCGCCCUGCUCCAAGGACUGCUACGAGCUCAAUGGGCCCACGGGCGAACACACACGCACACGCCGGGUACACCUGCUCCCCGUGGGAGGAGGGGCAGAGUGCCCCGAACUGGAGGAGAAGGAACCAUGUACCCCUCAGGGAGAAGGGGUACCCCCCUGCAUCGUGUACAACUGGAAGACAACAGAGUGGACUGAGUGCAGGGUGGACAUGUUGCUAAGCCAACAGGACCGUCGUCGUGGUAACCUAACGGGGCUGUGUGGAGGCGGAAUCCAGAACCGUGAGGUGUACUGUGUCCAGGCAACCAGCGUUGACCCCGCUUCCAGCGCUCUCAAGAGCAAAGAAGCCUCCAGGCCCGUUGAUGGUGACCUGUGCCUCAGCCCGCCCCCCAACACCACCCAGCUGUGCCACAUCCCCUGUCCUGUGGAGUGUGACCUGUCCUCCUGGAGUGCCUGGGGACCCUGCACCUUCGAGAACUGCCUGGACACAGCUGCCAAGAGAGGGUUCAAACUGAGGAAGAGGAUAGUCAUCAAUGAGCCGACAGGAGGAACAGGAAGCUGCCCUCACCUGGUGGAGGCCAUACCAUGUGACGAACCCAGUUGCUAUGAUUGGUUGCUUGUGAAGCUGGAGGAGUGUAUCCCAGACAACGAGAGAGAGUGCGGACCGGGCACCCAUAUACCACAAGUGCAGUGUGUCAACAGUGAUGGUGAGUAUGUGGACCGCCAACUGUGCCGUGAUGCCAUCCUGCCCAUGCCUGUCAUCUGUGAGGUGCCUUGCCCCAAGGACUGUGUCCUCAGUCCCUGGGCCUUCUGGUCCCUGUGCUCACACACCUGCUCCGGGAAGAACACAGAGGGAAGGCAGAUGAGAGCCCGCUCAGUACUGGCCUACAGCGCAGGGGAAGGCGGGGUCCAGUGCCCCAACAGCAUUGCUCUCCAGGAGGUGCGGAGCUGCAAUGACCACCCUUGUACUGUGUACCACUGGCAGACAGGGCCCUGGGGACAGUGUAUCGAGGACACGUCGGUCCCCCCUGCCAACUCCACAGCGGCCGGGGCCAGGACCGGGUUCGGGGUCAGGGGAGGGGACUCCUCCUGCUCUGUGGGGAUGCAGACACGGAAGGUCAUCUGUGUCCGGGUCAAUGUAGGACAGGUGCCUCCCAAAAAGUGUCCGGAGAGUAUUCGUCCUGAGACGGUCAGGCCCUGCCUCCUGCCAUGUAAAAGAGACUGCAGCGUCACCCCCUACAGCGACUGGUGCGCCUGCCCUGCCACAUGUAAAGCAGGUGGCAACACGAAAAGGAAACAGAACAGGAAACGCAUCAUCAUCCAGCUGCCGGCCAACGGGGGACAGGACUGCCCGGAGGUGUUGACUCAGGAGAGAGACUGUGAGGCGCCGUCUGUCUGUUUGGGAUACAGGUGGAAGACACACAAGUGGAGGCGAUGCCAGUUGGUUCCCUGGUCCGUUCGUCAGGACAGUCCUGGAGCUGUGGAGACCUGUGGGCCUGGACUGCAGGCUAGAGCUGUCUCAUGCUGGAAGCAGGAUGGGGGUCAAGCGGACAUGGGAGCAUGUCUGAAGUUUGCCAGCUCCAUGCCCUCUCUAACCCAGCUCUGCCAGCUCCCAUGCCAGGAUGACUGCCAGCUAACCGCCUGGUCCAAGUUCUCUUCCUGUACACAGGACUGUGUGGGCGUCAAGACCCGCAAGAGGAUGCUAGUGGGGAAGAGCAAAAAGCGAGACCAGUGUAAGAACAACCAGGUGUACCCCCUCAGUGAGAUCCAGUACUGCCCCUGUAAUAAGUACAACGCCCAGCCCGUGGGGAACUGGUCGGACUGCAUCCUGCCUGAGGGUGGGCGCAUGGAGGGCCAGCCGGGCAUGAAGAUCCAGGGGGACAUCAAGGAGUGUGGCCAGGGCUACCGCUACCAGGCCAUGGUGUGUUACGACCAGGACAAUAGACUGGUGGAGACGUCACGGUGCAACAGCCACGGGUAUAUUGAGGAGGCUUGCAUCAUCCCCUGUCCGUCUGACUGUAAACUCAGUGAGUGGUCCAACUGGUCACGAUGCAGCAAGUCUUGCGGCAGCGGGGUCAAAGUGCGUUCCAAGUGGCUGAGGGAGAAACCUUACAACGGUGGUAGACCGUGCCCCAAACUCGACCACGUCAACCAGGCUCAGGUGUAUGAGGUGGUGCCGUGUCUCAGUGACUGUGGUCAAUACGUGUGGGUGGCUGAACCCUGGAGUGUCUGGAAGGUCAGCAAUGUGGACCUGAAGGAGAACUGUGGAGAAGGAGUGCAGACCAGAAAAGUCAGGUGUAUGCAGAACACUAUGGAUGGGCCGUCGGACUCUGUGGAGGACUACCUGUGUGACCCAGAGGAGAUGCCACUAGGGGCCAGAGACAGCCAGCUGCCCUGCCCUGAGGACUGUGUCCUGUCUGACUGGGGGGCCUGGAGCCGCUGCUCACUGCCAUGCAACAAAAUCAGCACUCGGGAGAGGACGGCAUACCUCAUCCGUCAACCUGGAGAGGGAAAGCUGUGCCCCAACACCACGGAGACCGAGCUCUGCAGCCUCAACAGCAACUGCUAUCACUACUCCUAUAACAUCACCGAUUGGAGCACCUGUCAGCUGAGUGAGAGAGCUGUGUGUGGUAGUGGCAUAAAGACACGCAUGCUGGACUGUGUACGAAGUGACGGCAAGUCUGUGGACCUCAAGUUCUGUGAAGAGCUGGGUCUGGAUAGGAAGUGGCAGAUGAACGCUUCCUGUGUGGUGGAGUGUCCCGUCAACUGCCAGCUAUCUGAUUGGUCACCUUGGUCCGAGUGCACACAAACCUGUGGACUAGCAGGGAAGCUGUGGCGCAGGAGAACGGUGCUCCAGGUGCCCCAGGGUGAUGGGCGACCCUGCCCCCAUCAGAGGGAACAGUGGAAGCCUUGCCCUGUCAGACCCUGCUACCAAUGGAGAUACAGCCCCUGGUCAGAGUGCAAGUCUGAGGGUGCGAGGUGCGGAGAAGGGCUGCGGUUCCGUAACGUGUCUUGCUUUGUGUCGGACGGGUCUGGCCAGGAAGAGGGCAGCCUGGUGGAUGAUGAGCUGUGUGGAAACCUGGAGCCCUCGGUAGACGGAGACAAACGGGUCACCCUGGAAGAACCCUGCACCUCGCCCUGUCCAGGUGACUGCUACCUGACUGACUGGACAGUGUGGAGCCCGUGCCAGCUGAGCUGUGUCAGUGGAGAUGACCUGGGUUUCGGCUCAGUGCAGGUCAGAUCCAGAGCCGUGCUGAACCAGGAGCCAGAGAACCUACUGCAGUGUCCAGAACAGGAGUGGGAAGCCCGGCCCUGCACUGAGGGCCAGUGCUAUGAGUACAAGUGGAUGACAGGAGAGUGGAGAAGCUCCUCUCGACUGGUCUGGUGUCAGAGAUCUGAUGGAUUAAAUGUCACAGGUGGCUGCCCUAUGACGGCCCAACCCGUGGCAGACCGAUCAUGUGACCCAGCCUGCAACAAACCACGCUCCUUCUGCACAGAGGCAGGUGUGUGUGGCUGCGAGGAGCGCUACACGGAGGUGAUGACUUCAGACGGCCUGCUGGACCAGUGUACGGUGAUCCCUGUGUUAGAGAUCCCCACGGCAGGGGACAACAGGGCUGAUGUGAAGACCAUCAGGGCGGUCAGCCCCACACAGCCCUCCAACAGCCUGCCUGGCCGAGCUGGACGCACCUGGUUCCUACAGCCCUUUGGACCAGAUGGUAAACUGAAGACAUGGGUCUACGGUGUUGCAGCCGGAGCUUUUGUUCUCCUCGUAUUUAUAGUCUCCAUGACCUUCCUAGCCUGUAAAAAGCCAAAGAAACCCCAGAGAAGACAGAUGUAUAACAACCGGCUCAAGCCCCUGACCCUGGCUUAUGACGGAGACGCUGACAUGUGA
Salvelinus namaycush (lake trout) is the source of this 4992-nucleotide messenger RNA. Its product is annotated as thrombospondin type-1 domain-containing protein 7A-like. Gene Ontology annotation, cellular component: plasma membrane. Gene Ontology annotation, biological process: actin cytoskeleton organization. The transcript has 29 exons. Lineage: Eukaryota; Metazoa; Chordata; Actinopteri; Salmoniformes; Salmonidae. The record is from RefSeq and is a predicted model, not a curated record. Bases 1 to 4992 code for a protein of 1663 amino acids.